This is a messenger RNA of Owenia fusiformis, 436 nucleotides long. Lineage: Eukaryota; Metazoa; Annelida; Polychaeta; Sabellida; Oweniidae. The record is from the annotation of a GenBank genome assembly.
GAAAAUAUAUGUUUUGUAAGGUUGUCAUGUGCAUUUAAACGCAUACGGUCAUUUUAAAAGUUAAAAAAAGUCCAAAUUUCAUUUUUGCUCACAUAAUUUGUAAACAGUAGAGGAUUAAUCACAAACAGGAUGGGUUGUGGUGGAUCUAAGUCGACAGAGGUGAAGGAGAUUAAACAAAAUGGAAAUGUGCAAGAGAGUAAGCAGAAAGAAGAAGCAAAAAUAUCAAAACAAGAUCCUAUACCAAAAGGUCCUUAUAAACUAACUUAUUUCGAUGGUCAGGGUAGGGCAGAACUGACCCGGGUGAUCUUUGCAUCACAAGAUAUUAAGUUCGAAGAUAUUAGAGUAAAUUUCAAAGACUGGCCUGAUAUGAAACCAACGACCCCUAUGGGAAUGUUACCCAUAUUGGAAGUGGAAGGAACAAAAAUAUGCGAGAGCC